ACAUUUGGAUCAUGGCCAACAGAGUGAGCUCCUAGCAGAGGUGUGACCAAGUCAUUGCUUUGCAAGUCACAAGUAAGUCACAAGUCUUUUCUGUCAAGUCUCGAGUCAAGUCCAAGUCAAAGACAAUCAAGUCCAAGUCGAUUCCAACGUCAUUGAUGUGGAAGUCCAAGUCAAGUCCAAGUCCUUAACUUUGAGUUUUCAAGUCAUAAUCAAGUCAUCUGUCCAACUUCAAUUUAUUGGCAAUGAUAAUAACUAAGAUCCAGAAAUAAUUCUUCUUAAAGCUUCAUUUAUUUGCUCAAACAAGCAGGAAGUGCAACUGAAACUGAUUAUAAACAAAGUGCUGCGGCAUUUAGCAGAACAAGAUUACACCCAGAUCGAAGAAUGGUUUAUGAUUUUUGUCCAUGUUGUGUCACUUUUAUGCUAAAUAUCAAAUAUGCUCAUGUCAUCAUCAAGUCAACAGAUGCAAGUCGAUUCAAGUCGCAAGUCGUUGGCAUACAAGUCCGAGUCAAGUCGUAAGUCUUUAUAGAUUUUAAGUCAAGUCAGAAGUCAUUAAAAUAAUGACUUGAGUCUGACUCAAGUCCAAGUCAUGUGACUCGAGUCCACACCUCUGGCUCCUAGACACAAGAGGUUGAAAUGUGCUCAGACCUUAGAGUGGCUGGGGUCAGAUAAGGUGAUGUGGUCAGAGUAAAGCUUCUGCUCCCAACAUCAAAUGGAGUAAGAUGAGGUGAUUCAGGAAUCUGGCAAUGUUGCGUCCUAGUUAUCUUCCUCAUGAGGUUUUCCAGGGAUGUCCCACUGGAUGUUAACCCUGAAGCUGACUCAGACAUUGCCGGAGAGAUUAUAAAUAAUCUCUUACCUGGGAAUGUCCUAGGAUCCAAUAGGAGAAACCGGAGAAUGUCGCUGAGAAGAGGGAUGCUUGGAUUUCCCUGCUGGAUCUGACACCUGAACAACAAACUCAAGAUCAGAGGAAUGACAUGAGGCUCAAUCAGGAUGAUAAAUGUGAAAAAGACCUUUGUGUUUCCCUGGAUUUUGGUUAGGGUUCCUCAUGGUAGAUUGUUUAUCCAUGAUUUUGACUGACAACACAAACAAAAUAUAUCUCUGACCUUUCAGCUUUGUGGAGCAUCUUUCUUCUCAAAGUUAGGUGGGAGUGAGCUUCAAUGACGUAGGUGAAGAGGCCAGUGAAACCACAGCCUCACCACAUGCCUAAGCUGUUGCUUGUAGGGCGGCGCAGCUCUAAUUCAUCCAACAACUUUUCAUUGCACGUGCCUCACUGUCCCAACAUGCCUUCACCUCUACAUGUGUGGUGUGCCUCACAGGUGUGUGAAGCAGGGGGACCUAAUGAAGGACCAGGAGCAGCAGGCGUACUGGCAGGAGACGGGCCGAUGGGCGGGCGGCGAGGAGAGCUUGGACCCCGAGGCAGGGGUCUGGGCGUCCUUACAAAUCUCCUACCUCACCUUCAAAGGCCUCAUCCAGCUGCGCCGCACCAUGAACACUGUUGUGACCAUUUUUGACUGUGCGGAGAAGACUCUAGCCACUAUCGCUGAGAAGAUGGUGGCUGAGAUGGUUAAAAAGAAGGAGAUCAAGUCUGGCGACCAGGAAGGAGUGCUGAAAUCUCUGCUCCAAACCCGCAGCGAGUCAACUGAUCCAGAAAGUCAAAAGCUGACAGACGGAGGAGACCUGCACAGAUUUUCAGUCAAAGACAGAAAAGAUGAAUGUGAUCACGUCGAGGCAUCUAUGGUGUUAGUUGGAGCUUUAGACUUUCUGGAGAAAGCCACAAUUGUUUUUGUGCGUCUGAAGGAAGCUGCAGUGCUCGACUCGGCCCUGGAGGCCCCGGUGCCUGUUCGCUUUAUCUGUGUUCUGGUUGGACCCAGCAAGUCUGACAUGGACUACCAUGAGACGGGUCGAGCCAUGGCAGCUCUAAUGGCUGAUAAAGUGUAUAACCAGGUAGCGUUUCAGGCGAGGAGUGCCAGAGAGCUGACGGACGCUUUGGUGGAAUUCAUUGACUGCAGCAUCAUCGUCCCACCAACCGAAAUCAAAAAUGAAGCUAUGCUUAGUUCUAUAAUCAGCUUUCAGAAGAAAAUACUGAAGGACAGGCUGCAGACCACUCCAGACCUCACACCUCACAGGAACUCAGAGACUCGCAGAGUUUCUUUUGCCAGUGGCUCUCCUGCCGAUGAUCCGCUUUCCCGCACUGGUCGACCCUUUGGUGGCAUGAUUAGAGACUUUAAGAGACGCUACCAAUACUAUAAGAGUGACAUCACAGAUGCCUUGAAUGCCCAGGCUCUUGCUGCCAUCAUCUUCAUCUACUUUGCGGCCUUGUCUCCUGCCAUCACUUUCGGAGGCUUGUUGGCUGAUAAAGUGGACAACAUGAUGGGUGUACCUGAGCUCCUGAUUUCCACCAGCAUUCAGGGCAUAAUUUUCUGCUUUGUUGCUGCUCAGCCCAUCCUGGUGAUCGGUUUCUCAGGUCCUCUUUUAGUGUUUGAGGAAGCCUUCUUUGCAUUCUGCAAAUCCCAGGACAUUGAAUACAUAGUUGGGAGGGUGUGGGUUGGAGUCUGGCUCAUCAUCAUUGUGGUGAUCAUCGUGGCCUUUGAGGGCAGCUUCCUAGUGCGUUACAUCUCACGCUUCACCCAGGAGAUCUUCUCCAUCCUCAUCUCCAUCAUCUUCAUUUAUGAAACUUUUGCCAAAUUGGGGAGGAUCUUCAAGGAGCAUCCACUGAUUUUAAAUUACGAUCAUUUGAACGGAACGCUGGAAAAUCCUUGGCACACAAAGGUGGAAGAGAGCAUCAUCUAUGACAACAUAACUGGCAACAUAUCUGUUAUUGUCAAAACGAUAAAACCACCUUACCCCAACACAGCCCUCCUCUCCAUGUGCCUUAUGUUCGGCUGUUUCUUUAUCGCCUUCUUCCUGCGCCAGUUCAAGAAUGGGACAUUUCUUCCUGGAAAGGUCAGGCGUUUGAUGGGUGACUUUGGUGUCCCUAUUGCCAUUUUCCUUAUGAUUGUUGUAGACUACAACAUUGAGGAUACCUACACUCAGAAAUUAGUUGUUCCCAAAGGUUUGAUGGUGUCCAACCCAGCCAAAAGAGGUUGGCUCAUCAACCCAUUUGGAGAGCACAAGUCUUUCCCUGUGUGGUUGAUGUUUGCAUCCUGCGUUCCAGCCUUACUCGUCUUCAUCCUUAUCUUCCUGGAGUCUCAGAUUACAACUCUGAUCAUUAGUAAACCUGAGAGGAAGAUGGUCAAAGGUUCUGGGUUCCACUACGACCUGCUUGUUCUAGUUGGCAUGGGAGGACUUGGUGCCAUAUUUGGAGUGCCGUGGCUCAGUGCUGCUACGGUUCGAUCUGUCACCCAUGCCAACGCUCUUACUGUCAUGAGCAAAGGGCAAAAACCAGUGAUAGAGAGGGUGCUGGAGCAGAGGGUCAGUGGCAUCGUUGUAGCCUUGCUUGUUGGUCUGUCAAUUCUGAUGGAGCCGAUCCUAAAGAUGAUUCCCAUGUCAGCGUUGUUUGGGAUUUUCCUCUACAUGGGAGUUACAUCACUGAAUGGCAUCCAGCUUUGGGAUAGAAUGCUGCUGCUGCUCAUUCCUAAGAAAUACCACCCCAAUGAACCCUACGCCACCAGAGUAAGCACAGGACGAAUGCACUUGUUUACAGCAAUCCAGAUGGUGUGUCUUGGACUUCUGUGGCUCGUCAAAUCCAGCCCAAUAUCCCUUGCCCUGCCCUUUGUACUCAUCCUCACUAUCCCUUUGCGAAUGCUGAUGACUGGUCAUCUGUUCACCAAACUGGAGAUGAAAUGUUUGGAUGCCGAUGACGCCAAAGUGACAUUUGAGGAGGAGCCUGGGCAGGAUGUGUACUGUGAAACCCAAAUGCCUUUGUAGUCACCUUCCAUUAUAGCUGCUGUCACUUUUAAAAAAAAUAAGAAAAAAAUCUAUUUAUUCUAUUUUAAGCUAAAUAAAAUUUCAACUUCUGGAUGAACACAAA
Nothobranchius furzeri (turquoise killifish) is the source of this 3967-nucleotide messenger RNA. RefSeq names its product solute carrier family 4 member 1b (Diego blood group) (gene slc4a1b). Gene Ontology annotation, molecular function: solute:inorganic anion antiporter activity; monoatomic anion transmembrane transporter activity; bicarbonate transmembrane transporter activity. Gene Ontology annotation, cellular component: plasma membrane; basolateral plasma membrane. The record is from RefSeq and is a predicted model, not a curated record. Lineage: Eukaryota; Metazoa; Chordata; Actinopteri; Cyprinodontiformes; Nothobranchiidae. Gene Ontology annotation, biological process: bicarbonate transport; transmembrane transport; regulation of intracellular pH.